UCAACAGCUGACACUUGAAUGUAAUCGAUGAAUGUCAAAUCGAUUUAUCGUUUGAAUUACAUCCCUAGCUGUUAUGCAAAAACGCCAUUUGUCAAACUUGUCAGCAGCAAUUGGCGAUAAUUUGUAAAUAAUGGAUGCUGCUAAGAAGCAAGAUAUGCCCCCACCAGGAGGCUAUAAGAAAAUUCCCUUUGCCCGUGUGCCUGCCAAAGUUUACUUCACAGGUUGGCAAAUGUUGGGAACAUACGCUGCUGUUACCACAGUAGGGUUGUACAUUUACUAUUUGAACGCCAAGAUGAUUAAACGUGAGGAAAUUGAAAUGCGUUCGGCUGAGAAUGUCAUUUUCCCCGUUUUGAUUGCUGAACGCGAUCGUGAAUUCUUGAAGCAAUUGAGACGCAAUCGUGAUGAAGAAGCCAAGUUAAUGGCUAAUGUUCCCGGCUGGGAGGUUGGCACCUGGUACGGCGAACCUAUUUACAAAACAUUGCCCAAGGAUAAAUUGGUUAGCCCCAGCUUCCAAGAAUUCUAUGCCCAUACCGACUGGAAGGCCCUUGCUAAACGUGCCCACAUCAAAUUGUGGUCUUAAAUAUUUUAUAUGCAACCAUCUGGUCCAUUUUGGAAAGAUGAUGGAACUGUCUACUAAAAUGCAGCCAAGCUUUUCUUUAGUUUUAAAUUUAUAAAAAGAGCGUGAGUGGUUCCUCGGAAUCCCCAUAGGAAAUUGUUGAAUAAAUGGUAACUUUAAAAGAAAGAAA
Musca domestica (house fly) is the source of this 746-nucleotide messenger RNA. It is a transcript of the gene ND-B16.6, whose product is annotated as NADH dehydrogenase [ubiquinone] 1 alpha subcomplex subunit 13. The coding region runs from base 131 to 580 and encodes 149 amino acids. Lineage: Eukaryota; Metazoa; Arthropoda; Insecta; Diptera; Muscidae. The transcript has 4 exons. The record is from RefSeq and is a predicted model, not a curated record.